Messenger RNA from Podospora pseudopauciseta, 2186 nucleotides. RefSeq lists its product as uncharacterized. Gene Ontology annotation, biological process: positive regulation of transcription by RNA polymerase II. Bases 132 to 1625 code for a protein of 497 amino acids. Gene Ontology annotation, cellular component: nucleus. Gene Ontology annotation, molecular function: DNA-binding transcription factor activity, RNA polymerase II-specific; zinc ion binding; transcription cis-regulatory region binding. The record is from RefSeq and is a predicted model, not a curated record. NCBI's taxonomy places the organism in Eukaryota, Fungi, Ascomycota, Sordariomycetes, Sordariales, Podosporaceae. The transcript has 3 exons.
GGCCAACCCCCCUUGAGCAGGGGUGAGGUUGGCUCUGGUGUAAGGUCAACUCCCAAACUGCGACUUCCCCCUCGUGUUUCCUCUCUCCACGAUGCAUCCACCCGUUUAGCCACGUCAGUAACACCCACAGGAUGCCCAAUCUUGCUAACCUGCGUCACCAGCACUGCUGGGAGUGCAGACGGAGACGGGUCGUGUGUGACGGUCAACAACCCGUCUGCAACAAGUGCCGGACCGCUGGCAUCGUCUGUCCCGGGUAUGCAGACAAAAAGCCACUGCAAUGGCUAGCCCCGGGGCAGGUCAUGUCCCGGCCGAAGAAGCGGAAGGGUCAAGGGCGGUUACCACCUCUCCGGCUGCAAGUGUCGUGUCCUAGUCCAAAGAGACAGGCUCCUCUCACGCCCCCCGAGUUCCAGAAGCGCCACCGCAACCACCCGGCAACUCCACCUAUCACUCCUACUCUCCGGCCGGAAAUGUUUGAUAUUAUUGAGGCUAUGUUGUAUUACAACGCCCGGAUCUAUCCCGACCUCCAGUCUCACCAGCUCGGCCCGAGCCAGUUUGUUUUUCCGAUGUUGACGGUAGAAGACAUCCCGCUGUCUAUCCUCCACACGCUGGUUUCAGUCACCAUCAACCACCGAAUCAUGCAAAUGUCCGACUGCUGUCCCGAAAUCGACCUGGUGAAGCCCAUCUUGCAAAGAUUUUACCACCACCGCGGCAUCACCAUCCGCGCCAUUCACGAAUUACUCGACGCUGAAGAAACCCGCCGCGGUCUUGAAGCCGUCGUAAGCGUGUAUGCCUUCCUCUUUGCGUUCCUCCAACAAUCCAUGACCCCAUCUUGGAGGACGCACGUGGACGGGUUCAUGACCUUGCUGGAGUUUCACGGCGGGUUUCUGGAGAUAAUAGACAGGUGUGAUCAGAUGAGGCCGAGUUUGGUAGGGCUGAUGAUCACCGCGGUACUAGCCAACACCACCAGCCCCCCCGACAACCAGUUUCAAGUCGCCGACACAGUCACCACCCUCCGCCUGACGGAGGAUUACUACACCGAAGUCUACUUCCCCCCCAUGUCCUGUCCAACCCCCCUCUUUAUCAAAUUAAUCCUCAUCAACGAGCUACGCGCUCGAGAGCCUUCCCACCCGAAAACAAAGCAAGCGGCCCUCGGCAUCCUCGGCCAGAUAGAGCUCUUUUCCCCAGAGAACUGGACGUCAAAUCUGGAAAAGUCAGUAUUUGCCAGCAGGGAGGAGUUUCUUGUCAUUGGCCGCGUGUUUCACGCCAGCGUUGCGCUGUACUGCAUACUAUCGUUGGUGAGCACCGGGGCUUUGAAGUCAACCCGGGAAGUGGAGGUGUUGCGAGCCAAGUACGCCCAGGCUUUGUUCUCGAUAUUGGAGACGGGAAUGACUACACCGAGGGCAAGGAAGAGGAUGACUUGGCCGUUGAUCGUAGCUGGCGUGGAGGCGGCGAGGGCUGGGGCGGACGUGCAGAAGUAUAUUGGGCGGUGUUUGGUUGAUAUGGCUCGUGACCAAGGGAUAUCACCGCCUUUGGUGGCGAAGAGAUUGCUGGAGCGGUUCUGGGUCGGAGGAAGGGAAAGGAAGUGGGAUGAUUGUUGGGAUGGGGCUUAUGCAUUUAUCAUGUGAGGGGGAUUGACUUGUUUCUGGUGUAGCUACGUGUAACAGCUGUCCAGGGAUCUACCAACCACAAACCUCGAUUCCCUCGCCGUCUCAACCCGCCAUGUAGAACUCCUCCUAAAAGUACUUAUCCAAAAACCCAUGAGCCCUCCUAAAAGUCUCCCUGGCCGAAUAAUGAAGCGUCAAAUCAUGCCCCGUAUUCCUCGGCGCAAAAUACUCAUACUUCCUCCCCGGCACACCCGGAAACAUGUCUGUCCUUGUCUUCUCCAACAACUCCUCACACUCCCUUGCUGCGACUCCAGGUUGGGCGCAAAACACACCAUCUUCCACACCAGUAAUAACCAUAACCGGCUUGUUGUACGCCGCAGGCGGUAUCCCAAACGGUCCUGCAUUAGCGGCAAACUCACCAAUCGUGACAAUAUCCUGGUUUGCAAAGUCAAACGCGGGGAUUGCUGGGUCGUAAGCACCAUAGUAAAACAUUUUUGCACGUAGGCUCUCGUCAGCCAUGGCUAGGUAGCCUUUAUCCAGGCCAGGAAACCGAGAGGGAUAAAGAGUAGAAGCAGAGGCGAG